UCUUUUCCCCUCGGGAGCAGUCGGGAAGGUGGCGGCGGCGGCAGCGGCGGUAGCGACGGCAGCGGCGGCAGCGGUUGUCCCGGUUGGUGUGGCCCGUCCGCCCGCGCCCCGCAGAGUCCGCGCCGCGCCCAGGCCCCCGGGGGAUCCGCGUCGCGUCGCGGCGGCCAGGCGGCUCGGGGCGGGCGGCGCGCGCGGCCGGAGGGCGGCGGCCAGGGCGGCCCGUGGGGGCGCGGGCCCCGGCGCAGCGCCGCCCGGCUCCCGGCUCCCGGCUCCCGGCCCGGUGGGUCGGCGCCGCGGCCAUGGCGGCCAGCGCCAAGCGCAAGCAGGAGGAGAAGCACCUCAAGAUGCUGCGGGACAUGACGGGCCUGCCGCACAACCGAAAGUGCUUCGACUGCGACCAGCGCGGCCCCACCUACGUGAACAUGACGGUGGGCUCGUUCGUGUGCACCUCCUGCUCCGGCAGCCUGCGAGGGCUAAAUCCGCCACACAGGGUGAAAUCUAUCUCUAUGACAACAUUCACACAACAGGAAAUUGAAUUUCUGCAAAAGCAUGGAAAUGAAGUCUGUAAACAGAUUUGGCUAGGAUUAUUUGAUGAUAGAUCUUCAGCAAUUCCAGACUUCAGGGAUCCACAAAAAGUGAAAGAGUUCCUACAAGAAAAAUAUGAAAAGAAAAGAUGGUAUGUCCCACCAGAACAAGCCAAAGUGGUCGCCUCAGUUCAUGCAUCUAUUUCAGGGUCCUCUGCCAGUAGCACAAGUAGCACACCUGAGGUCAAACCACUGAAAGCUCUCUUAGGAGAUUCAGCACCAGCAUUGCACUUAAAUAAAGGCACACCUAGUCAGUCCCCUGUUGUAGGUCGCUCUCAAGGACAACCGCAGGAAAAGAAGCAGUUUGACCUUUUAAGUGAUCUUGGCUCGGACAUCUUUGCCGCUCCAGCUCCUCAGUCUACAGCUACAGCCAAUUUUGCUAACUUUGCACAUUUCAAUAGUCAUGCAGCUCACAGUUCUGCAAAUGCAGACUUUGCAAACUUUGAUGCAUUUGGACAGUCUAGUGGUUCGAGUAAUUUUGGAGCUUUCCCCACAGCAAGUCAUUCUCCUUUUCAGCCCCAAACUACAGGUGGAAAUGCUGGAUCAGUAAAUGCUAAUUUUGCUCAUUUUGAUAACUUCCCCAAAUCCUCCAGUGCUGAUUUUGGAACCUUCAGUACUUCCCAGAGUCAUCAAACAGCAUCAGCUGUUAGUAAAGUUUCAACAAAUAAAGCUGGUCUACAGACUGCAGAUAAAUAUGCGGCACUCGCUAAUUUAGACAACAUCUUCAGUGCUGGGCAAGGUGGUGAUCAGGGGAGUGGCUUUGGGGCCACAGGUAAACCUCCUGUUGGUUCUGUGGUUUCAGUUCCCAGUCAGUCAAGUGCAUCUUCAGACAAGUACGCAGCCCUGGCAGAACUAGACAGUGUUUUCAGCUCUGCAGCCACCUCUAGUAACGCAUAUACUUCCACGAGUAAUGCCAGCAGCAGUGUGUUUGGAACAGUGCCUGUGGGCGCUUCUGCACCUACACAGCCUGCUUCUUCGAGUGUGCCUGCUCCAUUUGGAGCUACGCCUUCCACAAAUCCAUUUGUUGCUGCUGGCCCUUCUGUGGCAUCUUCUACAAAUCCGUUUCAGACCCAUGCCAGAGGAGCAACAGCAAUGCAUUCUCAAGUGUUUCCUCAUGCACAUUUUGCGGCGACCUUUGGCACGGCAUCCAUGAGCAUGCCUGCGGGCUUUGGCGCCCCUGCUCCCUAUAGUCUUCCCACCAGCUUUAGUGGCAGCUUCCAGCAGCCUGCGUUCCCAGCCCAAGCAGCGUUCCCUCAACAGACAGCUUUUCCUCAGCAACCCAAUGGUGCAGGUUUUGCAGCAUUUGGACAAACAAAGCCAGUGGUCACAACCCCUUUUGGUCAAGUUGCAGCUGCUGGAGUGUCUAGUAAUCCUUUUAUGAGUGGUGCACCAACAGGACAAUUUCCAACGGGAAGUUCAUCCACCAACCCUUUCUUAUAGCCUUAUAUAGACACUUGACUGGAACGAACUUUGACAUGGUCAUAUUACAUCUCUCCACCUCUUGCACUGUUGUCUUGUUUCACUGAUCUUAGCUUUAAACACAAGAGAAGUCUUUAAAAGCCUGCAUUGUGUAUUAAACACCAGGUAAUAUGUGCAAAACAGAGGGCUCCAGUAACAACUUUUAACCAGUGAAUUGGCAGAAAAAAGGUAGUGGUAUCAUGUAUAUUAAAGAUUGGCUCAUAUUAAGUUAUUGCAGAUACCACAUUCAUUAUGCUGCAGUACUGUACAUAUUUUCUUAGAAAUUAGCUACUUGUGCAUAUCAGUAUUUGUAACUUUAACACAUUGUUAUGUGAGAAAUGUUACUGGGGAAAUAGAUCAGCCACUUUUAAGGUGCUGUCAUAUAUCUUGAAAUGAAUGACCUAAAAUCAUUUUAACCAUUGCUACUGGAAAGUUACAAAGUCAAAAUUGGGAGGUUUUAUUCAUUCUUGAAUUUUCCUUUCUAAAGAGCUCUUCUAUUUAUACAAGCCUAAAGUCUUUAAAAAUGUAGAGGGGUACCUGUCUGCAUAAUAAAGCUGAUCAUGUUUUGCUACAGUUUGCAGGUGAAAAAAAUAAAUAUUAGAAAAUA
Erinaceus europaeus (western European hedgehog) is the source of this 2649-nucleotide messenger RNA. RefSeq names its product ArfGAP with FG repeats 1 (gene AGFG1). Gene Ontology annotation, molecular function: GTPase activator activity. Lineage: Eukaryota; Metazoa; Chordata; Mammalia; Eulipotyphla; Erinaceidae. The record is from RefSeq and is a predicted model, not a curated record. Gene Ontology annotation, cellular component: cytoplasmic vesicle. The coding region runs from base 300 to 2024 and encodes 574 amino acids. The transcript is spliced from 14 exons.